UUGCUGUUUUGUCAGUUACGUUAUUUUAAGGUUAUCCGAAACAUUAAAAGAAUAGUGGUAAACCCGUAAAUAAUAAUACAAAUUAAAUAUCAACUAACAACGAUGGAUAUUGAAACGAAAAUAAAAGAAGACAUGAAAUCGCUCGGCUGUAAUUCCGAAUUGAAGAUAUCCCUGACAUUCCAUUUAUAUAUACAUUUAGUGGACGAGAAACUUAUGUACGACACCGAAUAUUGCUAUAACAAGGAUAUAGACACAUUGUAUGUUGUUGCGAGGCCCAGUAAGAAUGAUAAACUAAAUAUCUACGUACCCAUUCCUACGUACGACGAUAUAAGUUUAGAUUUUAUUAACAAAAUGCAAGAGAAUUUAUGCACAGUAGAGACCGGGCCUACUAUUAAUUUAGCGUUUAUAGAAAGCGAUUCCACAACUGUUAUUUACUCAUUUACAAAAGGAUUAGUGGAGAGACAACCUCCUGAGAGGGUUAUAGAAAAUAAGGCAAAAGAAGAGCGACGUAAAUUUAUAAAUAAAGAAUUGAAAAAUCAGUGGAAGGAAAUAAUAGAUAGAGCUUUGAAUGGCGGUAUUGUUGAUGAUGACGAUUGUUUAAUACUCGAUUGAAUCAAUAAUAAUAUACAAUAUUGACUGUAUCAACUAAAGGAAGUUAUUCUAGUCACAGAGUACCUACUACCUACAGAUGAAUUUCAUUUUUAACACAAAUAUAUUUUUUAAAAUAACUGUUGUACAAUCACACUGUUGACUUA
Achroia grisella is the source of this 755-nucleotide messenger RNA. RefSeq lists its product as uncharacterized. The record is from RefSeq and is a predicted model, not a curated record. Gene Ontology annotation, biological process: tRNA splicing, via endonucleolytic cleavage and ligation. The transcript has a single exon. Gene Ontology annotation, molecular function: nucleic acid binding. Lineage: Eukaryota; Metazoa; Arthropoda; Insecta; Lepidoptera; Pyralidae. The coding region runs from base 103 to 612 and encodes 169 amino acids.